Molecule: messenger RNA, 1239 nt
Organism: Amphibalanus amphitrite
Lineage: Eukaryota; Metazoa; Arthropoda; Thecostraca; Balanomorpha; Balanidae
Product: E3 ubiquitin-protein ligase KCMF1-like
Exons: 10
Coding region: 67-1239 (390 amino acids)
Biological process (GO): synaptic signaling
Cellular component (GO): plasma membrane
Molecular function (GO): zinc ion binding
Source: RefSeq, a predicted model, not a curated record
AGACUGUCAUGAUGCUGUGACCUGUUUUUGUUUUAAAAAGUAAAACACAAGUGAACGAAGGCUGAGAUGUCAAGACAUGAAGGUGUCAGCUGUGACGCGUGUCUGCGGAGUAACUUCCGCGGCCGGCGCUACAAGUGCCUGGUCUGCUACGACUAUGACCUGUGCGCCACGUGCCACGAGGCGGGCGCCACGACCACGCGCCACACGGCCGAGCACCCGAUGCAGUGCAUCCUGACCCGAACGGACGCCGAGCUGUUUUACGGCGGCGAGGCGGUGCCGGCCGACCAGCCGCAGUCGCUCGUCUGCCCCCACUGCGGCCGACUCGGGCUCACGGAGCACGCGCUGAUCGAGCACGUGACGGCCGAGCACGCGCACACGGCCGCCCAGGUGGUGUGCCCCGUGUGCGCGGCGGUACCGCUCGGUGAGCCCAACCACGUGACGGAGCACCUGGCGGCCCACCUGAGCGCCGAGCACCGCGGCGGCGGCGGCGGCGGCCGCGCGCGCCUGCCCGUCGCCUUCGACGAGGAGCCGCUGUCGGCGGCGCGGCCGGCCGGCCGGCGGCCGCCGCACCCCAGUCGGCCCGGCGCCGGCACACGCACCCGCCGCUUCAACAACAUGCACUUCAGGGAGUCGAUGGAUCCAAUCACGGAGCUGUUGUCGCAGCUGUCUGGCGCGCGCCGCACGCCGGCGUCGGCCUCCUCGGGCGCCUCGAGCUCCGCCAGCUCGUCGAGCGCCGCCUCCCAGUUGCAGCAGCUGCAGAUGCACCUGCAGCUGGAGCGACAGCAGUAUGCCCAGGUGGUGCGUCAGCACUCUGAGCGCACUCCGCGGCGGCAGACGGCCAGCGCAGCCGCCACGCCGGCCGCCCCAGACGCCGCCGGCGCCGCCGACCCGCCGGCCGCGGGCGCCGAGCACACGACCGAGUCGGCCGCCGCGGCGCCGGCCGGCCCCCAGUUCCUGCUGUCCGGACUGCGGGAGGAAGAGGAGCUCGCCGUGGACGCCGCGCAGCGCCUCUCGGACCGCAUCGACCGCAGUCUGUUUUCACAGGAGGUGGUGCUCUCGACGCUGAGCAGGGAGCUGGCCGAGUGUGACGUCCAGGGCGGCCCGGCGCCCGGUGCCGGUGUCGGCCGGCCGGCCCCGGCCAGCCGCGGUGCCCGCUCGCCGCGCCCGCCGCCCGCCGCGGCGCCGGAGCGCCGCAAGCCGCCGGUGCUGGACGGCCGGCCGCCGCCCACCCCGCGCUGA